CGGGUAGCAAAAAUUUCAUGUUUCCGCUUUCGCCUCAUGGCUUUGGGUUUUGUGAGACCGACCGACUUAUCAGGUGUCCCUUCUCUCGAGAGACACCGUCUGUCAAUUCCAGUUACCUCGAGUUUCCUGAUGGUCGCAGCUCUGCUUUGCCAUCAGCCGGUUCGGUCCUUUGUCAACACAAGUACAAUCCAACAUCACAGACUGCCUGCCAGGAUUAUUCCAGCCUCCCAAAGCAAACAAGCCGACCAGCAUCUUGAAUCCCUGCUCGCUCGAGCUGAAGCUCCGCCAGCACGUCAACCUCGUCAAUUUAUUUUCUAAGCCCGACAUCCUGCUUUAAAGAUGAUGACGAUGCUAUAGUUCACGUACUUAUUGCUUGCAUACCCUAGUGCUCUCUGCAACCCAAUCGCAUGUGUUUGCAUGGCAUUGGCCUGCUAUGGCAGC
Molecule: messenger RNA, 441 nt
Organism: Pseudomassariella vexata
Lineage: Eukaryota; Fungi; Ascomycota; Sordariomycetes; Amphisphaeriales; Pseudomassariaceae
Exons: 1
Coding region: 37-318 (93 amino acids)
Source: RefSeq, a predicted model, not a curated record